Brassica napus (rape) is the source of this 2179-nucleotide messenger RNA. RefSeq names its product probable glucuronoxylan glucuronosyltransferase F8H. The record is from RefSeq and is a predicted model, not a curated record. Gene Ontology annotation, molecular function: glycosyltransferase activity. Bases 354 to 1757 code for a protein of 467 amino acids. The transcript is spliced from 3 exons. NCBI's taxonomy places the organism in Eukaryota, Viridiplantae, Streptophyta, Magnoliopsida, Brassicales, Brassicaceae.
GAACCCGAGACCAUUGCCGAGCUCCAUUCUGCUCCAUUGCAUCUAGAGCCAUGUGACCUCUUUCUCUCUCUUUUUAUCUCUCUUGUCUGAAAAUUUGUUUUUUUUUUUAAUUUUCUUAAUGACCCCAUUGGAUUCGAACCAAACCCAUGACACGAGAGAAUGAUGAGAACCAGAUCACACCAAUCUUGAUCCAAAUGAAAUAGAAAAACAAUUCAUUCUUGAGAAACACCAACGACCCUUUCUCUACAUCUCUCCCAAUCUCCAACCCUUGAUUUCUACUUCUCAAUCAUUAUCAUCACCAACAAAGAGAAAGCUUGGUUUCAUCUUUGCUUGCUCCUCUUAACAAUCAAGCAAUGUCGCUCGACAUUAAGAGACCUAGCAUCAACAAGACCAAGAAGAAGACUGGUUUCAUCGUCAAAAUGCAACUAAACAACAACAACAACAACAGAGGUGGACACAACAAAACAAACCUCUUCUUCAUCUUCUUCAGAAACUAUUACAGAUGGGUCAUCUGGUUGUUCCUCUCUCUGUAUUUCUUCACAUCUUACUUCGCCGGAGACCAAUCCUCCCCGUCCACCACCACCACCACAAGCCUCCUCUCUAACCACCAAACGUCCUCCUCCCUCCCAUCUCGCGCUCUCAUAGAAUCUUCCGCCAUUCUCAAACCAGGCGGUCCAUUCAGCGGCAUGAAGAUAUACGUUUACGAUCUACCGGCGAGAUUCAACGUCGACUGGGUAACAGCCUCAGACCGGUGCGCCAGUCACCUAUUCGCGGCGGAGGUAGCCAUUCACCGUGCCCUUCUCUCUGACUCCUCCGUCCGUACGUCGGACCCGGAAGAAGCAGACUUCUUCUUCGUCCCUGUCUACGUCUCCUGCAACUUCUCAACAGCCAACGGCUUCCCUUCUCUAAGCCACGCUCGCUCCCUCAUCAGCUCCGCCGUCGAUUUCCUCUCCGACAGUUACCCCUUUUGGAACAGAACUCGAGGCUUCGACCACGUCUUCGUCGCUUCUCAUGACUUCGGCGCAUGCUUCCACGCCAUGGAGGAUAUGGCGAUUGAGGAAGGGAUUCCAGAAUUUAUGAAAAAUUCGAUAAUUUUACAAACGUUUGGAGUUAAUUACAAGCAUCCAUGUCAAGAAGCGGAGCACGUGGUGAUCCCGCCGUAUAUUCCGCCGGAGAGCGUGCAGAGAGCAAUAGACAGAGCUCCGGCGAACGGACGGCGAGACAUUUGGGCGUUUUUCCGGGGGAAGAUGGAAGUCAACCCUAAGAAUAUAAGCGGACGCUUUUACAGCAAGGGAGUGAGAACGGCGAUUUUGAAGAAAUACGGCGGGAGAAGACGGUUUUAUCUAAACCGGCACCGGUUUGCUGGAUACCGAUCAGAGAUCGUGCGAUCGGUGUUUUGUCUCUGUCCUCUCGGGUGGGCCCCAUGGAGUCCUAGGCUAGUGGAAUCCGCCGUGCUGGGAUGCGUGCCCGUUGUUAUCGCGGAUGGGAUAAAGCUACCGUUCUCGGAGACGGUGCGGUGGUCGGAGAUCUCUCUCACGGUGGCUGAGAAAGACGUGAAGAAUCUGCGUAAGAUACUAGAGCGCGUGGCGGCGACUAAUUUGUCUGUGAUACAGCGAAACUUACGUGAGCCGGCGUUCAAGCGGGCCCUCUUGUACAAUGUGCCGAUGAUGGAAGGUGAUGCCACGUGGCAUAUUCUCGAGGCGUUGCGGAGAAAGCUCGAUCGAUCAUACCGGAGGUCAAGUGUUUUGAGCCAAUGAGUAGUUGCCACGUAGGAUCAUGUGUCUAAAUGGAUGCCAGGCUGGAAUUUUUGGACUGUUGUCGAUAUUGUGAAACCGGAUGUCUCGUGUGGGGUCCAUAACGUGAGGAGAUUAACCUGGGCACGUGAGAUGUCUGCUGAGAUGGCUAUCAAUGAGUGGAGUAACAUGUGACUCAGGGAAGUAAAGUGUAAAGUAUGCUGACGUGUAAUUCUUUGGUUGAGUAGUCAUAUAAUUCUUUGAAUAUAAUAAAAGGACUUGUAGAUCGAAAUGCAUGCAGGGUUAAAUCAAAUCUCUAUUAGUAUCAGUUUAAAAUCCAAUCAUUGUAAACAACUUUAUCAGUUUUAACACGAAUGUAGUUUAAACUCGUAAAAUUAACUUUUGAUUUUUAUUGUUCUUUGAUAUAGGAUACUUUUUUACAUUAA